GGGAACAUUCAGACCUUAACUGCUAUUGAUCUAGACAAAUAUGGAGCACAUGCAUGGCUUCUUUCCCCUCCAUGCCAACCAUACACACGACAAGGUCUUCAAAAGGGCUCAGCUGAUGUGCGAGCAUUUUCUUUCAUCAAGAUCCUGGAGCUUAUUCGACAUAUGCUGCACCCUCCAUUAAUGUUAUUCAUGGAAAAUGUUGUUGGGUUUGAGACAUCAAAUACUCACAAGCAGAUGAUAGAAGUUCUGAAAAGAGUUGGCUUUGUCACUCAAGAAUAUAUCUUGAGUCCGUUGCAAUUUAAAGUACCAUAUUCUAGGCCUCGGUACUUUUGCCUGGCAAAAAGGAAGCCCUUGUCUUUUCAGCACCCAUCCUGUAAUAGCCAACUGCUUUGGACUCCCUCUUCACACUUGACGUCAAGGAAUAUCAUACCUAAGGAUGGACACCAUUUAUCCAAUGAAGGACAGGAAGAAUUUGACAUAUUGUGCGAACCAAUAAGGAACUAUCUGGAAACACAAACUUCAUAUAAUCCGCAGCCAGAGUAUGCUGGAGUCAGUUUCUGCCUCAAGUGUAAUGUCUGUACAGUGAAUUUUGAAAAGAACACUGGUGACCCUUUAAUCAACAGUGGUGCACCUCAAGACAUAGAAAAUACCAAUAUCUGCAGUGACAAUAUUGUUGAAGAGGUUGAAGGUGCUAAGGAAGACAAAAUUGCGUUGGACAAGUAUGCAGUUCCGAUAAGUUCUAUUGAAAGGUGGGGAAAUGCCAUGGAUAUUGUGUACCCUGACUCCAAGCGCUGCUGUUGUUUCACAAAAAGUUAUUAUAGAUAUGUGAAGGGAACAGGCUCUUUACUGGCAACCUCCGAAAGCAUCAACUCAAAGCCAGCAAAAAAGCUUGAAAUUUCCUCCUUAAAAGAGUUGCAUCUUCGAUUUUUCACCCCAGAGAGGUAGCAAAUCUGCAUUCUUUUCCAGCGGAUUUCCACUUCCCACCACACAUAAGCCUUAGACAACAGUAUGCCUUGUUGGGGAACAGUCUAAGUGUAGCAGUCGUGGCUCCCUUGCUCCAGUAUCUAUUCACUGAACCUACGUGAAGUGCAAAAUUGCCUGUUUUAGCAAAGGGCUACCUUGAGCUUGUUUACAUCUGGAACAUUGAUGAUGAAUGUCUUCCUGAAGUUUAAUGUCCUAGUGACAAAGCAGCAAGGAUAAACUGAGACAGAAUUGUGCAAACAAUUUCUGGAUUAUCCUCAUCAUAAACAUGAAAGUGGUACCCCUCAGAUCCGCCAAUAAGCACUUGACUGCUGAUGUGUGACAUCCAUGCAGGUUUAAAGUACAGUUCAGUUGAUAUCGGAUAGGCUGGCUGCCACAUUGAUUUGUAAUGCGAUCUACAGAUGCAUACCACUAGAAGAAAAGAAAGCUACAUUUGAUAGAUACAUCACCGAGUUAGUGGCUGAAGCUAUAGGCAAAAAUUUUCUUUUUUCUAGCUGUACCGCAUGGAGUCAUGAUUUGCUGAUUCAGCUGCCUAAACUACUUUCUGAUGGAACAAGAUGUUCAGUAUCCAUUUAUCUCUGCAAAUUUAAUUGUUAAUUUUACUAAGAAUCUCUCUCUAGAAGCAGAUCAAGAGCUGACGUGUACAUGUUUGAGGUUCAAAAUCACUCAUUCUGUUGGAGGCGGCUAUUCAAGUAUUUUUCUAUUUAUUUAACUAGCCGUUGUGACAUUUGUUGGAUCCAAAUCCGGUUGGGGAUAGGCCUAUUUGCAAGAAAUUUUCUGUUUGAGCUUCCUGUAACAUCAUCAGUUGUCUGCUUUAUUUGGUGAAGAUUGUUUGCACGUGCUUACCAUGCAGUAUGUGCUUACCAUGAAUACAGGUCGGAGAAGGGUCUGGGACCGGGUCUUUGUGAGGGUUGGAACCGUGGGAGUAUUAGUCUUUCCUGCGAGAAACUUUGAAAGCUACAUUUGGGUAUGUCAAACUUUUUUACUGUUUGUUUUAACGAUAGUUUGUUCCCCCGUAAUUCAAAUACAUGCUAUUCGAAUACAGGCUGUAAUUGAAAUUUGGUUGGAAAAAUCAUUGAUGUUUAGUUGUUU
Messenger RNA from Elaeis guineensis (African oil palm), 2073 nucleotides. Lineage: Eukaryota; Viridiplantae; Streptophyta; Magnoliopsida; Arecales; Arecaceae. The record is from RefSeq and is a predicted model, not a curated record.